Molecule: messenger RNA, 1521 nt
Organism: Hirsutella rhossiliensis
Lineage: Eukaryota; Fungi; Ascomycota; Sordariomycetes; Hypocreales; Ophiocordycipitaceae
Product: nitrate assimilation regulatory protein nirA
Exons: 8
Coding region: 1-1521 (506 amino acids)
Biological process (GO): regulation of DNA-templated transcription
Molecular function (GO): zinc ion binding; DNA-binding transcription factor activity, RNA polymerase II-specific
Source: RefSeq, a predicted model, not a curated record
AUGGCUUGUCAGAGGUGCCGCAAGAAACGAGCAAAGUGUGAUGAUGGCCAGGCACCGUGCAAAAGAUGCGACGAGGCCGGAGAAGGACGCGUAUACGACCACCCGCGACGCAAGUCCAAAGACGAUCUACGGGCCGAGAUCGAUAGUCUACGGCGGUACAACGAGGAGCAUGACCGACUACUCCGCGCAAUAUGUUCAAUCAACGACGUCGAAGUCAGCAAUGCCUUUAUACAAGACUUGGUCGAGGGGACCAAGUCUCACCAAGCCAUUCUGCAGGAGCUGGCGCACCUGAACGGUGAAAACGGGCGUGGCUCGUCAGAUGGAGGCGACUUCGACACCGGCCCUGGCGGCUCCUGUUUCCCGUCAUUGCCCUUUGACGAUGCAUCACACGCGCAAACCGACAGGUGGACGUGCGCCGGGUGUACGGUGGCUUCGGUUCGGCAGAUCCUCGACGCCCUCCUCACCUGGGACUACCUCCCCUUCUGCCUCAUGUGCAAGGACCCCUUCUUCCGAGACUAUUGCAGCGGCUCGAGCGCGACGAAGCGGAGAGCCCGGGGCCUGGCUUCAAGUGCGGAAGCAAACCACUUUCGACAAGGCCGAGGCCAUUAUCCGCAGAACCGGCCCUCGGCCAACCUCCCAGAUAUACAGGCCAUCGGGAUUCUCUCGCUCUACCAGAUUACCUGCGGGCGCGAGGCCGAAGCUCAAGCGCUUGCCGACUCCUUUGCCGCUAGGAUAGUCAAUCUUUGUCCUCAAGAGCCCCUGAUGGGCUCCGAGGCCGAGAAAUAUGCCAAAGUUUGGGCUACUUCGUACCGCGGCGCCGUGUCCCUGAUUCGCAUACUUCGUCUCACGACGGGCCAAGUCUUCACCAUGUCUACGAGUUGCAAGCUACAAGACGACUCAAUAUUUCUAGACCAAUCCGCCUGCAGUGCCGAGUACCUGUUUGGCGGCCAGUGCGGCAGCGGAACUACACCAGACCCUACCCUAAAAGCACGCAGCUCGCAACUGCGCAAUCUACAGCUCAUUCCAGCAAGAGUCUUCCAGCUCACGGAAUGGGUGUACAAGCUCCUCUCAUCAGCAACCCAUACCCCAAACGGACGAUUCGACACAGCCGAGGUCAUGGCAGUGUAUACCGAGUGUCUCGAUUGCAUGUACUAUCAGUUCUGCCUACUCUGCCUGUUCCGCCCUCUCGCCAACCUUGUCCUGGCUGAUUCCGACGUCCGACCCCGCGAAAUCUGUCUCCAGGCUGCGGACUCUAUCCUCACCCUGUCGCAGUCCUACAGCAGGCUCUUCACCCUUAGACGCGUCUCCCCAUUCGUCCCCUAUUUUUUGUCCUUGGCGACCAUCUCGGAUGUUUCAAGCGUGGACGGGUUUAGCACCUAUCAAGACGUGUCCUCCCCGACUGCCGCCAAAGUGCCCAUAAUGGCCCACGCGAGCCAAUUGCUGGCAGAGAUGAGCUCCAACCGUCGAAUGGCCUCAUCCAUAGAGAAGAUGCUUCGAGGAUAUCUUACCGAGUUAUGGUGA